GGGAGCUUGCUUGUUGAGAGUAGUGGUGUCUGUAAUUCACAGAUGAACAACGAGCUGGGCAAUCAGGAGUCCCGCUUCAGUGAACAUGACUUGGAUGUAAUCACCAGCAAGAUCGGAAAUCUCAGCAAAUGGCGAGAUAUCUUCAGCCAACAAGGAUUACAAUUCAAGGACACUGUUGUGAAGAAGUGUCAGGACAGCCGCAAAGGAGAAGAAGACAGUGAAGAUGGAGCAGGAGCACCCCAGUCCUCUAGUGCCAAGCCUUAUGGGCAUCUCGUCACAUUCAACCUGCCCUAUUCUGUCCCCAAAACAUUCCUUGGGUCUCCCAGCCUAGGUGGUCUUCCCAUCACACUGGAGGAAGCAGUGGCACUACGGAAGAUUCUGUUUGGAACGACGUUUCAACUUUUCAACUAUGAAUGGAAGAAAUCCCACUUCAGAUUUCGAGACCCUUAUUCAGACUUGUCUUAUGCUUUGGAGGCAGAGAGGGGUGGUACAAGAUCUAUACAGAUGGCUGUCCAAGCCUACAUCCUCAAACACUUACUGUUCACAAGAAGUAGUGAAAUGGAGGACCACGAUGAUAAAUGCCUGUUGGAAGUCAGCCAAAAAGACCAAGAAAAGGCAUUGGCAGCUGCACUGUCGGACAUUCUGUGGACAGCAGGGGAAGGCGUCCAGAGCUUUGUUUGCUUGGUAACCACUGAAUGUUACAUCGCUCCUGCAGUCAAUUACAAAAUCGACAGUUACACGGAACGGCUCCAGCUCUUUAACUUCACUGAUAAGGCAAAGCUACAGCAGUUUGUGACUGAACAGAUACACUGUUUUAAAGGUGAAGGAAGUCAUGGGGUCAUUCUGUUCCUGUACAGUUUACUCUUCUCAAGGACUCUAGAAAAGCUUCAUAAAGAUAUGGACCAUACAACCUCUCAUCUCCUGCAGUUAAGCCUGGGGAAUUUUACUUGUCGACAAGCUCUUAUCAACCUAAUGCUCACUGGUAGAGCCAGUCCAAACGUUUUCAAUGGUGACCUUCAGUAUGAUGACCAGGGUGCCUUACUGAAAGAUCCUCAACAUGGAAUCCUUGCUCGAAGUGAUGUGGGCUAUCUCUACUGGAACAGACAUGAGCUGGACCAUGAUAAGCUCCCACAGGUUGGAAGCAUGCUGAAAACUCCCAAGCUGCCAAUCUGGCUGUGCAACAUCAACAAUACCUUCAGUGUGCUCUUCAGCACAAAGCGGCAGCUACUGUCUGACUGGAAAAUGGAACACCUCUUUGACUUGUAUUUUUACACUGGCCAGCCAUCACAGAGAAAGGCAGUCACACUAACGAUAGACACACACUCUCAUCAUUGGGAAGAGGGGAUGCAUGAGACGGAAGAUGAUCCCGAGAAAAGGUUCCCUUCAGUGUUGAUGACCAUUCGCACCAAGUGGGAAGGAGCUGCUAUUGACUGGAAUGGAACUGUUCCAUUUUACUGAAGCAGGGACAUCGCAGAACAUUGUAGGACAAUAGCCGACAACUGACCAACCCUGUUGUACUGGGAAAAUGAGGAUAGGCAAGCUCAAAUUCUCAGCUCCUUGUCACAUCCCUGUUUGAUCUUAUAUUCUGCUGCCACUCGAGCUGUUCUUAGACUUUCUCAUCCUUAGUAGUUUCUAAAAGGGUUGGCCCAGUUGAAUCAACAAAGAACCAUAAGUUGCU
Molecule: messenger RNA, 1678 nt
Organism: Pristis pectinata (smalltooth sawfish)
Lineage: Eukaryota; Metazoa; Chordata; Chondrichthyes; Rhinopristiformes; Pristidae
Gene: mindy4b
Product: MINDY family member 4B
Exons: 12
Coding region: 43-1458 (471 amino acids)
Biological process (GO): protein K48-linked deubiquitination
Molecular function (GO): cysteine-type deubiquitinase activity; K48-linked deubiquitinase activity
Source: RefSeq, a predicted model, not a curated record